ACCUCUGGAGUCAUUCCAUCAGGUUCUGUCACUUUGCCUCAUUUCGGACAAGAGACAGCCUUAGUAAUCUCAGCUACAGAUGGAAGACUGCUGUCUACGUCCCAUCCACUGCGGCUUGCCCCAAUGGCAUCUUGAAUAUCGUUUAUAACCGGUAGACUGCUAACAUGGACCGAUUUAUAGAUAUACUGUACAAUUUUCUAGCCUCUGGGGCACUAAGGUGGGCAAGCAUCCUCAUACCUUAUAGUUUCACUUAUGUAGACUUUGAAUUCCACCCUACAAAUGUCAAUAUUUCCAUCCAUUUAGGACAGUCCGUGGAAUAUAGGAUUGGGAGGUUUGGUAUUGCAUAUUCUCUCGAACACACCAUUGAGUUUUCACAUGAGAACCUGGGUCUAUGAUCCAGUCUUCUGACGAGGUUGCAGAAACACUAGUUUUUACAUCAGCCCUCCAGACAGUUAGUCGGUUAAGUUAUAGACGCAGAACAGGAUGUUAGCAGAGUAGCGAGAUCACUUUCCAAAAUGUAUCGUGGAAGAGGUACUGUUUUCAACAAUUUGUGCAUUUCAUCAUAAAAAAGUUGAAUAUUGUUCUUAUUUGAUUUCUAACAGGACUCAGAGUUCUAAAUAAAACUACAACAUGUGCGAAUAAUUAUCCAGGGUUUUUAAAUUGCUAGCUUUAGUUUUCUGUAAGGUAAAAGUAUGGUAGGCGGCAGAAGUGGCAUUUUCGACGUCUAACAAUAGGAAUUGAAAUAACGUUUACAUUCACAUUAGUUAGGUUUUGGGAUAUCUCUCACACUGAGACAAUUUUAUCUUCGGGACAUUCAAUCUACUAAUUUCUCUUCUGCAGUUAUUCGAUUGAAACACGCAUCAGUUUGAGUUCACUUCUGAUUUUUGUGUGUUUUGUAGACUGAAGAAGUCAUAACUCAGCCCCCUCUUUCCUCACAUAAAACGAUAUGACAAAAACAGAUGAAAUAGGCCCUUAUGACAUGAAUUUCAACAGAAGAACUUGUAACUGUUAAAUAAAAACCAAUCUCACUGGGGAUUCCAGAUCCUUACGGGAUUGCAGGAGAUUAUAACCACCCAUGCAUUUCGUCCUAAUUUAGUCACCGCCUAAGUCUUUCAGUCACAAUAUACAAAAAAUUUUGAUGACAGGCUUUUCUGUGCAUCUUAAGACUGCCUUAUGUUUAGACAACCGGCCAAAUUGACUAAUAUUCAGAGCAUUUUAUGGAAGAUAUCCGCAGAUAUUACCAAGAAGCUAUUAUUUAUGUACUUGCCAACAUAAACAGAUCCAUUUCCGAAUUAUCAAACAUCAUGAAAAUUAUGAUUAAGAGAAGGCUAUAACGAUAAACAAUCAAUGAUUCUUAAGUUACCUGCGGUUAAGUUACCCACCAAUGCAGCACAGUCACUGACUUAGUGCAAGGUAGUAUUAUCCCUCUGACACCCGAAUCUGGAACCAAACAGAUCACACUAUUAUUGACCAUCAAUGUGGUGGAUGCCUAUAGGAUUGUCCUUCCUUCUGGAAGAGUUAUCUGAAUUACGACCAUGUUUUAGUCUGUGAAAGUUUUUUUUCUAUUUGGUAGUGACUGGGAACAUUGUCCCAAUCAGAAUGACACAAGCGAAUUUGAGUAUUGGUUUGUAGAGAUUCGACUGAUUAGUUACAGGUUUUCCAAUGUUUCUCUAACCGAUGUCAGCUCAUGAUGAAAUUCCGUAACAGGUAAAAUUAAUUGAGCCUGCAUUGAGAACAAAUAUCAAACUGAGCUAAACUCAACACCAGCUGUUAACUCUUCAGACAGCAGAGGCGGAGAUAGGCUGCUAAAAGAAUGUCUCAUCAAAAAACCACUGAAUUUCUGCAAGUAUUUUAUUCAUUCCUGACGCCUACGGUUCAUUUAUGGCGAGUUUAAUUCGUAAAAAGCUUGUAUGCCUUAAAUUAAACAGUGCUUGAGUAAGGAUAGAGCAACCCCAUCAAAAGAACAUUAGUGUGGGGUGCUGCUUCUUGCAACAGCUUGCAGCUGUUCCGGCUUAUCCAGGCCACUGGAAACAAGAAGUAUAUUGUGUAGUAUCAGCCUGCACGGCUGACGGCACGCCGAACAAAAAACUAAAAAAAAAUCCUAGAAUGGUGAGCAGACCAGUUCGAAAAGUAAUUUGGCUAGCCCACAGCGUCAGUAUUCAGUGUGAUAAAUCCUACCUUAAGAUGAAAGCAUGUGUCAACAUUGGCCAUCUCUCGAAUUGUCCUGUCCUUUAAAGGUCAGGUUUAUAAAAUUCCGAUGUGUACAGUCCCGAUCUUCUGCUUACCUCUCUAAACUGAUGAUGUGCGGUGAUUCCAAAUGUUUGAUCCCUAUCUCUGUAGAACUACUUGCAAAAAGUGUUCUCUCUAUUUAAGGAACUCUGAGACCCAACAGGUAAGUUUUGAUAUACUGGAAAUUGUCCUUCAGUAAUUAGUUCAAUCUUGAGACACCGACUUGCGCUGUCGGUGUCAUACCUCAGUGGCAUACUGUUUAUUUUUUACUGACUCUGUAACAAGAUGGAAAAAGCGGAGAAGUGGUCAGCCCAUGAUGUGGCUUUGUGGGAUGAAGUGUAGUUGUGCUAGGUCGGCAUCGAUUGGUGGGGUUGGACCCAAGACGUCAGAACAUUGUCUGAUAUGUCUUAAAAUGGAAACUGAUGGUUCAAAUGUAAAGGUUUCCGUUUUUCUCUUCAGUUUGAAAUCAGUGUAAAAUAAAGGAAGCUCUUUUAAAUACUCUUGAUAAUUAUGUUUAUCUGCUUUUAUAUUGGUUUGCUCCGGUUAUAUUAUUUCUCUACUCCUCAAAUUGUGAUUUUACUAUUAUUAUUUUUUGGCUCAUCUCUUGGUGCCACAAUGUUCCAGGUCAUUUCUUCAAAUAAAUGAAUAAAUUCAAAAUAUUUAGAUAGAGUAAUCGAACAUCAGUCGAAAUGGUAAUAUUGUUUAUGAUGGAGAAGUGGUCAGAGUUAUUUGUGAAACAGAACAGAUAAUAUCUAAAAAUAAGAGUAAGUGAGUAAUUAAAUUAUUAAAAUCAGUUACAUAAGAACAAUUAUAGGUGAAGUAGACAGGUUAUUAGGACAGUUAAAAUAAUAAUAAUGAUAAUGAUAAUAACUUGAAACCUGGAUAGAGGGUAGAGACAGAGGAGAAUUUUUACAUUUAUGUGAAGAUGGCUGAGGUAAAGGAAGCGGUUGUACACUUUUCAUUUGAACAUACAAUUUCGGUUUCUUCAAGUGGAUUACAAUGACUUCUGCUGUGCAUAGAUGACCAAUUGCUAGAGUGGAAUUAUGAUUAGUAGGAAUAUAAUAAACAAAUCUGAAUGCCUUGUUUAUAACAGUACUUGUUGAUUAACUAAAUGCUAAACUGACUGAAUCUCACCACUAUGAAAUGUAAUAAUUAUAAUGUUAAAACAUAUAGACUGAUUCACUGCAUUUCUAAGUGGCUAACCUACACUUAGCAUACUAGUGUAUCGGAUCCUGAUAACUGAUAUGAUUAUGAACAAUGAAUUGUGUUCAACAGGUCAUCCAGUAAAUAGUACUGUGUCACUGUGUGAUAUAUCUAAUAAACAAGUUAAUAUGGAGUCCUGAUACAAAAUCAUGGACUUUCUUAUGAUUGCAGAGUUAUUUUCGAACCCUUGAAGUUCAGUUAUUAUUUAUCUUAAGCAUUUUAACAGUAUCUAAGUAUUACCAUAGUCUUAAAAAAAACAAUAUUACAGAUUACACGGCAAGUUCCUAUCAACACAGAUGAAGAAGAUGCUGCUCAAAUGAAAGAUUUUAUCAGUCUCUUACAACCUGUUCGAAAUGAACAAACACGCGUCAUUCUACUAUUUUUACGUAGAAAGUUUGCAGAGUAUGUGUUUUUAGCUGCACGCAAACUUGGAAUGCUAGAAGCAGAAUGGGCUUGGAUAGUUACUGAACAGGCGUUGGAUGCCUCUAAUAUACCUAAUGGUGUUAUCGGUGUUCGACUACUUCAAGCUAGUGAACUUGAUCAUGUUGCUGAUGCAGUUCGAAUUGUUACACAAAGUAUUUUACACCUGGUUCGUGCUGACUAUGACGCUAUGAAACACUUGGAUUCAGUUAAAACAUGCAGUGAUAUUCCUUCAGAAAUCCAGUCAAAAUCAAGGGGAUAUGGUAGACUAGCAUACAGUUGGAAAGACUACGCUUCUAAACUGUUUCGAGAAAUGAUAUCAAUGAAUCUGACUGAUGGUAGAACUGGGCGCUUGGAAUUCGACGAGUAUGGUGACCGAAUUAAUCCAAUUUAUGAUGUAGUGAAUGCUCAACUGACCAACCACGAAAUCAGUGAUUCAUCUUCGCAGAAAUCUUUUGAAUUUGAAAGACCCACGCUAGUGUCCGUCGGUAGUUACGGUUUACCUCAGCCAACACCUAUGGAGUGGACUUCUGAUGAACCAUACCCUUCAUUAUUAUCAAUUAAUUUCAGUAAAUUAGUAUGGCCGGGCAACAGUGUUGUUAAACGUCGACAAAUGGUUUGUAUUCAAAGAAAUAGUGAUGGACAGUGUCACAAAACAGAAAAACGACUUGUACACGCUACACCAAUAAGUUUCAAAAAGAAAACACAUCUAAAAGUGGUUACAAUAGAAAGUAUUCCCUUUGUGCAUACUCGUCCAAAAUUGAAUGGUAAAUGUAAUGAAUCAGAUGAUACGUCAGUUGUCAAAGCUGAAGUGGAAUGUACUCAUACAGAUCCUGUUACUGGUGUGAAAAAGUCUUAUUGUUGCUACGGCUAUUGUAUUGAUCUUCUCCGACUAUUGGCUAACAGGACAGGAUUAGAGUUAACGCCUACUCCAUUCACUUAUGAUUUGCAUUUAGUCGGUGAUGGUCAAAUCGGUGAUGCCGGGGAGAAUGAAACACACAAAUGGACAGGUAUUAUAGGUGAGAUUCUGUCGGGCAAGGCUGAUCUAGCUGUUGCUCCUGUCUCAAUUACACCUGAAAGAGCUGCACGAGUGGAAUUCACAAAACCAUUUAAAUAUUUAGGAAUUACUAUUUUAGUCAAACGAGAAAGAGCCAAAUCGAAUCUCGGUUCGUUUCUACAGCCUUUCGAAAGUUCACUGUGGGUUCUGGUGGCUUUGUCUGUACAUGUUGUAGCUUUUGUACUGUAUUUAUUGGAUCGAUUUUCCCCAUUCGGUCGCCUCAAUACAAAGUUAAAACCAUCAGAGAAUGAUAAUAACACCUAUUUAACUCUGCAACAACUGACAUCGAAAAAGCAAGCAUCCGAUAGUAACUCGCUAGUUUUGUUAAAUUCACAUGCAAACAAUUCACGGAAAGACGAAGGCAUAAAUCUUAGCGGUGCUGUUUAUUUUGCUUGGGGAGUUCUUUUAAAUUCGGGAAUAGGUGAAGGCACUCCACGAUCUUUUAGUGCUCGUGUUCUGGGUAUGGUUUGGGCUGGAUUUGCUAUGAUCAUCGUGGCCAGUUAUACUGCAAACUUGGCUGCUUUCCUUGUUUUGGACAGACCUGAAGCAUUAAUAUCUGGAAUCGAUGAUGUUCGACUUCGUAAUCCUCAAAAAGAUUUUUUAUUUGCUACUGUUCGUGGUAGCCCAGUGGACAUGUACAUUAAAAGACAAGUGGAGUUCGCUACCAUGUAUCGUGUUAUGGAGACGAGUAAUUAUGAUUCUGUUGAAGAAGCCAUUCAAGCGAUUAAAUCUGGUUCUCUGAAAGCAUUUAUUUGGGAGUCAGCAAGACUACAGUAUGAAGUUUCAUUGGAUUGUGAAUUGAUCACCACAGGUGAAGUAUUCGGUCGAAACAGUUAUGGUUUAGUCAUGAAAAAACGUAAUCCAUGGCUGCAUGAAUUAUCACAAGCUGUUUUAAAUUUUCAUGAAAGAGGUAUAAUGGAGACGCUAGAUACAGCAUGGAUUCAUUUAAAAUCGAAUAACUGUGAAAGAACUGAGUCAAGUCCUGCAACACUUGGCUUAACUAAUAUGGCUGGUGUGUUCAUUAUGAUUGGUAUGGGUCUGGUGGCAGGCGUUGUUUUGACCUUUGUUGAAGUCCUAUGUGUUAAACGUAAAGGUGAGAAGAAGAAAAGAAUUGAGUUAUCAACUGCUGCAGUGCAACAAUGGCGUGAUGCUGUGCAUCGUCGAAAAAAUGAAAGGUCUUUGAAGGCACCAAAUCAGCAAAUGAGGUUUUGCUAUAAGAGUAUAUCUUCUGAGGAUACUAAUAAACAAUCCGUUGAAGAAGAAGAAGAAGAAAUGAAAGAUCAGUUACAUUCCCCUACUGCCUAUUCGCAAAAUAACUCUAGUCAUAAAGAAUGUGUCAGUAAUAAAAGUGACCUGUCAGUAAAUACUAAAGCAGAACAAUGUAAUGUCGAUGAUGAUUCAUUCAUCACUAAAACGAACACUUGUCGUAAACGUAAAGCCAUUGACUGUAGUAACGGUGACAAUGCUUUUAGUGAUACACCAGCGAGUUUUGAUUUUUACACCAGCAAUAAUUUCAAUCAUUUCAAUGAAAAUGUCUGCAUAACCGCUUAUCACUGCAGUUCAAGGUGCAAUAAAGUCAACGUUGUUGAUGACAAACAAGACGGUAAAGUUGAUAAUGAUUAUUAUGUGGACAGUGACAAAUUCAGAAGAGGUGUAAAUCAUGCUGUUAAAAUUAGUAAUAUUAAUUCAAAUAUAAUUUCAAGUGUAUAACACACUUUACUAUAGUAAACUAGUGUUCUUUCAUGAAGUAAACAGAGUUCCAGUUUAAAAGACUAGAUGAUAAAGUAUAUAUAUAUAUAUAUAUUUUAGAUAAUUGUCUCACAUGAACCUACUGAAAAAAUAGUAUUUGUAAUCUCUGAAUUCACUUGCGUAAAUCUACAACUUUUAUACAUAAAAAAAUAUCAUAGUGAUUUGUUACUAAUGCCUUUGUUGUUGUUGUUGUUGUGUCUGUUAUCUAUUUUAGUCAUUUGUUCUCUCCUAAAUACGAUUGUUAUUCACCUCUGUUAAACAUAUUUUUAAUAUUUCAUAGUUCUUUUCUUUGAAUUUUAAGUUAUGAAGCAAGCUUCACAUUCUAUCGUUGCUUAAUAAUACAUUCUUAUUGCGUUUUUGUGUUUUCAAGUCACUUUACUUACUUUUUUUGUAUCGUUAGUUGUUUCUAAUUAAAAAUGAUUGUCAGUAGUCAAAAGAAGAGUGCAGGGGUGGGUGGGAGAAAAUCACGAAAUAAUUGACUACUUAAAUAUAUGCCUUCUACUAGAUUAGAUAGUCUCCAAAUUGACUGUCUAUUAAAAUAACAUUCUUGUCUGCUUACUUUCCCCAAAUAAUUAUGUCUCAUUGUUCAUUUGUUCCGCUUGCUUUCAUUUGUUUUGUUGUUUUUUCAUUGAAAUAAAGGAAGAAGUGAUUUGUUUAUCUCCAGGCUGUCAUUUUAACUUUAAAAUUUAAUUUGAUAUGCUAUUCCAUUCAGUUGAACCUUUAAAUAAUCUUGUGAGCUGCUGAAAAUUGACUUAUCUCUUCCCCAAUUUUUUGUUUCUAUUCUGACGCAAUAUUUAUUUAUGCCUUGUUGUGAUAUUUGUUAAUUAUUAUAAUGUAUAUUUAUAAUAAUAGUGUCUUACCAGAAAAUAUUUUACCUCUUCCAUUUAUUCAGAU
Messenger RNA from Trichobilharzia regenti, 7552 nucleotides. The record is from the annotation of a GenBank genome assembly. Lineage: Eukaryota; Metazoa; Platyhelminthes; Trematoda; Strigeidida; Schistosomatidae.